This is a messenger RNA of Stereum hirsutum FP-91666 SS1, 294 nucleotides long. RefSeq lists its product as uncharacterized. The record is from RefSeq and is a predicted model, not a curated record. The annotation marks the transcript as partial. The transcript has a single exon. NCBI's taxonomy places the organism in Eukaryota, Fungi, Basidiomycota, Agaricomycetes, Russulales, Stereaceae.
CAAAUCCUCCCCCUCUCCGGCUCCGCCAGCGGCACCGUAACCUCCACCUUCGGCCCCUCCUCCUCAUCCUCCUCCAACUCCUCCCUCUCCAUCCUCCCCCAACUCUUCCUCACCCUCCGCGGUUCCUCCCUCGUCAUCCACACCUCCACCCUCUCCAACGCCACAGCCAACAUCACGCUCUCCGCCUCGCCGUCCGGGACGACGAUCAGCACGACGGUGGAUACGAGCGUGGGGAGUAUUAGUGCGGUGGGGUUACCGGAGGAUGAAGAGUUGACUUUGAGUUUGAUUUUUGUU